AUGAAAAUGAUCGACACAGACUCCACCCUUAAACCUUUUAGAUUCCGUGCAAACACUCCAAAAUCAAACACCGGACUUGUAUAUGUUUUUGUGGACAAUUCCAACUUGUUUAUCGAAGGAAAAUAUACUGUUGGUCGUAUUGAAAGAGCAGACAUAUUUGAUUACCAAAGAAAUUCAUACCAACUUAACCAGCUCUAUAUUGAUCAUGGACGCAGUGAUCCGGUAAUUGUUGGCUCUCGUCCACCUCCAAACGAUUCACUAUGGGAUAGAAUGAAAAAUCAAGGUUUUAGUGUGACUGUUUAUGACCGUGUCGCAAAUAAAGAAAAGAAAGUCGAUAUGGAAGUUGGAAAUUCUAUAGUAGAUUCCAUCUAUAUUAAUGAUCCUGGUGUAAUUCUUUUAAUUGCUGGCGAUGGUGAUUAUUAUCCUUCAUUAACACGAGCCCUGGAUCGUAAUUGGAAGAUUGAAGUCUGGUUUUGGUCAUCAGGGAUAUCCGGUGAUCUAAAGAAAAAAUCCUUUGUUUACCAUCUGGAUGACUUUUACAGACGCUUUUCAUAUGUGUACGGACAAGAUCCCGUGGGAAAAAACCAUAUCCUUGAAAUAACUGAUGGCGAAACACUCAUGAAAUGGCAAGAUGAUGAAAUAAUGGAAUGUUUUGAUUCAUUAGAAUUAUUUGGAUGGUGGUCCAGGAAAGAAGGACCGACUAUACACUUAUACUUUGAUAACAAAACACAUUCGAAAAAAGCAAAAAAUUGGAUGGAGUCCAAUCAUCCGGAUGUAAAGGUUUGGGAAAUAGAGAAAAAAAGAAAAAGUUGGUCAGAAUAA
This is a messenger RNA of Ambispora gerdemannii, 822 nucleotides long. The record is from the annotation of a GenBank genome assembly. Lineage: Eukaryota; Fungi; Glomeromycota; Glomeromycetes; Archaeosporales; Ambisporaceae.